AUGUCUCAUCGAGACUCCGAUUCGAAGCGUCGCCAUUCGAAGUUCGAUCGAGAACCAAGCCCCAAGAGGCAUAGAAGGGAUAAAGAAAGAGUGACAACAAAUGAUGUAGGAGGAGUGGAUCGGGAACAGAGAAACCUUCCACUGUCAAAUCGUUCUUCUAAGCAUGAAAUUACCGAUGGUUCUCUGAAGAAAUCGAAUCCAAUUGAUCACUCUGAGCCGUCUAAGCAUUCGUCGCAACCGUCGAGAUCUCGCUCUUAUUAUCAGGUUGGUCGAAGCGCUGGUCAAAGGGAAGCUGAUGGAAAAGUUUAUACUCAAAGUAAAGAGAAUAAUCAAAGGGUGGAGACAAGUCAAAGUAGAGAGCAAAGAGAUGAGAAAUCAUUGGCUAAACAGGAUGAUAAAUUUCAGAGAAGAGACAGUUUUACAGAAAGAAAAGACGAUCCGACACCUUCUAUGAGGAAAAGGCCAGCAUUUAGGGAGAAGAAGAUUCCAGUGGAUUCGGGAGAGGCUAAUCCAGCUGGGACAGUGACAGUAAAGUCAAGCCAUACCAAUCAUCCUUCAGAGAAGGCUGAAAGGAAGGAGGAUAGAAGCAGCAACCCUAACCAUUUGGAUAGAUCUGAGAAGCAAAUUGCAGAUGACAGGGCACCCAACAACAGAGAAGCUAGGAGGGACGUCUUUUCAUCAAGAGCAAGGUAUGGUGGAAAUGGAGGCAAUAGCAGUUACAGAGGAAGAGAUAAAUUUAAUGGAAGACAAGAUUAUAACCCUGUUAAGACUCAAACAGAGAAGUGGAAACAUGAUUUGUAUCAAGAGGUUAACAAGGAUCCCAUUGCAAAGAAUGAGGAUGAUCAGAUUGCAAAGCUGGAAGCACUCCUUGCUUCUUAA
Messenger RNA from Lathyrus sativus (Indian pea), 879 nucleotides. Lineage: Eukaryota; Viridiplantae; Streptophyta; Magnoliopsida; Fabales; Fabaceae. The record is from the annotation of a GenBank genome assembly.